This is a messenger RNA of Xenopus laevis (African clawed frog), 2006 nucleotides long. It is a transcript of the gene serpine1.L, whose product is annotated as serpin peptidase inhibitor, clade E (nexin, plasminogen activator inhibitor type 1), member 1 L homeolog. NCBI's taxonomy places the organism in Eukaryota, Metazoa, Chordata, Amphibia, Anura, Pipidae. The transcript has 8 exons. Gene Ontology annotation, cellular component: extracellular region. Gene Ontology annotation, biological process: negative regulation of vascular wound healing; negative regulation of plasminogen activation. The record is from RefSeq and is a predicted model, not a curated record. Gene Ontology annotation, molecular function: serine-type endopeptidase inhibitor activity. The coding region runs from base 470 to 1720 and encodes 416 amino acids.
UAAAUGGGCAAUUUUUGUUCUAUACUAUAUGACACAAUUGUCUUGAAAUAUUAAAUAAACGAUAAACAAGCUUAGACUGGAGUGGCUAGAGGGACAGCGCCAGAAUUUUCCGAAAGAAUUCCUCUCACUUGACAGCGAACUCACUGUACACACAGACAUUCUCACACUCACACAGACAGACAGAAGCACUCGCAUUGGCCAGAAUCUGGAGGCCGAUCCUAUUAUUCAUCUUUGGAACUCUAGACUGAACAUGUGGUUUCCACAUGUGUUGGGAAACACCCCGGCGAUGUCAGGGGUAGGAGGAAGUAUAAAUAGAGGGCUACGUGCUUGAAUAUUACACAGCAGCCAAAAGCUUGAAGGGGAAACAGCUGCACAGAACAAGCCUCGCUGUCUGAGUUUGGUUUGUCAUCCAGAACAUCAGACAAAAUGUCAUACAACAUAAGGUGAGUCGUUCAAUUUCUUUGGGGUAAUGUUGUUAUCUGACUCUCUCGUACUUUCUCCUGAACUUCUUAUUUCUCUCCGCAGGUGCAUGCUGGUCUUCUUACUUUCCCUGACACUGGUAACUUCUGCCCAAAAUAGAAUAUCUCGCGUGGCUCAGAAAGGCACACGUUUUGGGUUACGUUUGUUUCAAGAGGUUCUUGUAGACCAACGGGGGAAGAACCUGGGCUUCUCGCCUUAUGGGGUAAUGUCCGCCUUGACCGUCCUUCAGUCAGGAGCAGCUGGGAAAACAUUGGAUCAGAUCCGCAAAGCUUUAAAUUUUGGACAGAAAGAAUGGGCGGUGGCCUUGUCACUUCAUAAGCUGAGGGUACAGAUCUCCAGACAACAAAAAUCUACUGAAGACCCCAAGCCAGUACACGUUGCAGAUGGUCUCUUUGUACAGCGGGACCUGUCACUGACCCCAGGGUUCCUUCAAAGAUUUCAAGCAAUUUUCCACCGACAUGUUAGCCAAAUCAAUUUUACUGAUGCAGCCCAAGCCAAGGACAUCAUUAAUCAAUGGGUAGAGAAAAAAACAGAUGGUAUGAUCAAAGAUUUAGUGGGGAGCAACAACAUACCUCCACUGACCCGUCUGGUGCUAUUAAGUGCUGUACACUUCAGUGGCAAAUGGACUGUCCCAUUCCCGGAGAAGGCAACACACCAGCGCCCAUUCUACAGAUCUGAUGGGUCUCACGUGAUUGUGCAAAUGAUGGCCAACACUGGGAAAUACAACUACGGUGAGUUCACAACCCCAGAUGGGGAUUUUUAUGAUGUGAUAGAGCUGCCAUAUGAAGGAGAGGAGCUCAGCAUGAUUAUUGCUGCUCCUUAUGAAAAAGGUGUUCCCUUAUCCACCAUCACCAACAUCCUGACAUCUGAGCUCAUUGUCCAAUGGAAAGCCCAAAUGAAGAAAGUAGCACGACUUCUAGUCCUACCCAAGUUCUCUCUGCUUAGUGAAGUAGAUCUGAAGAAGCCUCUAGAACGUCUGGGAAUUACUAACAUGUUCACUGAAGAGACGGCAGACUUCAGCCGCUUGUCCUCUGAAAAACCACUAUAUGUUUCUGAAGCUUUUCAAAAAAUCAAGGUGGAAGUGACAGAAAGGGGUACGAGAGCAUCUGCAGCAACAGCUGCUAUCCUGCUAGCUCGAAUGGCUCCUCUGGAGGUUAUCAUGGACCAUCCUUUCUUGUUCAUGGUCAGACACAACCCAACAGGUACACUGCUAUUCGUGGGACAAGUCAUGGAGCCCUGAUGGGAAUAUUCUGUGCAACCUGACCCUCCUGUACCUACGAGACAGAUGGUGUCAACAACACUCAGCUGAACCCUAAAGCCUACUCGUUGCAGGGGUGGGAAAGGGAAGAAUAACGGGUAGUAUGAAAGCGCCAAGGAGUGUGAGUGUAUGAGUGAGUGAAAAUCGAUGGGCAUGGAGUAAGAGUCUCAUUGCCUCAUAAGUAAGAUUUUAUAGAGUAUUGAUACUACUGAAUUUUGUAAAGCAUUUAAAUUGAGCUUUUUUUCUAUUUAUUAAAUAUAUUUAUUUA